AGUCAAUCUCGUGCUGGCUCGGAGGCUGGAGGCUCGCAGCGCGGCUCCCCUCCCCAAGGCUACGGCAGAUCACGCUCCGGUAGCCAGACUUCUACCUCCGGCAAGCCCAACCCGUUCGGUCCCUCACUCGGAUACGAUCCCGCCAUCGAUCCUAAGGACCUCCAGUCGUUAAAACCCCAGAUGUCCACCACCGAGCUGGUUGGGAAGCGUAUUGAUCUUCCCGCCGAGGCGUUCAAGACGGACAAGGAGUCAACCCGAUUCACCAAGCGUCCUCGAUUCAGCAAGGACGGAAAGCCCAUUCGUGUUCAGCUGAAUGUCUUCCCUGUCAGCAGCUGGCCCACCCAGGACAUCGUUCAAUACGAUGUCAACGUCUCACCCAACCCCAAAGACUCACGAGCCUUGGUGAAAAAGGUCUGGGAAUCUUCUCCCGUUCAGCAAUUCCUCCAGAGCUCUGGUGGCAAGUGGCUGUACGAUGGACACAAACUUGCUUGGAGUUCUCGGCCCAUUCCUCGCGGUGAGCAGCGCAUCUCUGUCGAUUUGGACAAGUUGGCAGGCAAGACUCGAGUCGGGAGAGACGGUGUCUACUACUGUCAUAUUCGAACUUCCGCCACCAUUAAGAUGCAGUACCUUCGCGCCUAUCUUAACGGACAGGCUGAUUGGGACAAACAUGUCCUUGAGUGCAUGAACUUCCUCGACCACCUCAUGCGACAGAGACCUAGUGAGAGGAUGAUAUCAAUCAAGCGCAACUUCUACGCCGAGGAUAGCCCUCGUCUCACCCUAGACAUGUACACUCAUGUUCGCAAGGGCACAUACUCUGCUUUCCGACUUAGUGAGUUUUCCGGACAGGGCAAUAGUGUUGGCCUUGGGAUCAACGUGGACGUGGCCAAUACGGCCUUCUGGAAUGGCGGCGUGUCGAUUGCCAUAGUAGCGCGAUUCAUGCUAAGUCCUUCCAACGCCCGGAACGAGAAGCAAGCCAUCCCUUGGGGCAAAAUGGCAGAUGCGCUUCGCCCAGUCCAAAACAUGAACCCCAACUCGAAGCAACUUGUGUGGUCCCAAUCAGAUGCCUUCAAGAAGCUUCGACGUCUCUGUAAGCUUCGAUUUACUGUCCACCACCGCGGUAAGAUGGGUAACGACAAGGUGUACGUCAUCAAGAACUUCGUUUUUGACCCGAAGUAUGGACAGAGGGGUGCCGACUCUCUCAACGUCACCUUUCAGAAGAAGAACAAGGACGGCACACUCGAGAAGCCCGUCACGAUUUUUGACCAUUUCAAAAACACUUACAACGGCCGCCUUCAAUAUCCGGAUCUGCCGCUCAUUGAGACGACCAGAGAUGGAAUCUUCCCAAUGGAGGUGUGCAAGUUGAUUGAAUGGCAGCGCUACUCGUACAAGCUCGACCCUGAACAGACUGCGGAGAUGAUCAAGAUUGCCGUUAGCAGACCAGCAGCUCGCACGGCGGACAUUGCUCGUGGUGUUGCCUCCCUUGCAUGGAACACCGAUCCAUACUUCAAGGAAUUCGGCCUGAACGUCUCGCCCAACAUGAUCAUCUCCAACGCUCGACUUCUACCCAGCCCCGAGGUCCACUUCGCGGGCUCCAAAGUCAACCCGGGUGUCUCAGGACGAUGGGACUUGCGAGGUAAACGCUUUUUGGAGGGCACCAAGGAGCCAUUGAAGUCAUGGGGCUUCAUUGGCUGUGGAUCCAAUGAUGGUAAAGCGCUUGACCAGUUGAAUGCUUUCGUCUCGCAAUUUGUACGCAUUUACAAGGGUCAUGGUGGCAGAAUCGAGAAGAAUCCCUUCGUGACCACCUAUUCGUUCGCCAAGAAUUAUGCCGACAUGUGCAGCGAUGGGUACAGAGAAACUGGCAAUCACUGCAAGGGUGAACCUCAGAUCCUCUUCUUCGUUGUCAGCACCAAGAACCAGUUGGUGUAUGAGCGUAUCAAGAAGAACAUGGACUGCAGACUGUGCACAGUCAGCCAGGUCUUGCAAGCCGAUCACGUCCGCAAGGCAAACGCGCAAUAUUGCAGCAACGUAAGCAUGAAAGUGCAUAGUAAGCUAGGAUCAACAGUCUGCAAAGCUGUUCCGGUUGGAAACAGCUCCCCUUCCCCAUUCUUCCCACGACCGACUAUAAUUCUGGGUCUUGACGUGUCUCACGGCAAUCCUGGAUCCGGCGGUCCUUCAUUUGCCGCAAUGUCGAUGUCGACGGACAAGAUUGCGGCGCGCUAUACGGCUAGCGUUCAAACCAAUGGAUACGCCGUCGAGAUUGUGGACAAUCUCACAAUGUGCGAUCUCCUCACGCCGAGGUUUCUCAAGUGGUGGGUUGCACAGAACAGCGCGGCAAUUCAACACGUUAUACUCUUCAGGGACGGCGUUAGCACGGGUCAGUUCCAGCACGUGAUCGACUUUGAGGUGAAGCAAAUCAAGCGCAUCUUUGCUGAGUCCGGAUUCCCUACUCCACGAUUCACUGUCAUCGUGGCUACCAAGCGUCAUCACCUAAGAGUAUUUCCACAGCCAAAUACACCAACUGCGGACAAGAAUGGCAACGCUCUGCCUGGCACGCUCGUGGAGCGUGACGCGACUCACCCAUUCUCUUGGGACUUCUACCUGGUUGCUCAUGUAGCUCUACAAGGUACUGCUCGUCCCACCCAUUAUCAUGUGCUACUAGACGAGGCUGGACUCUCUCCCGAGCACCUUCAACGCAUGAUAUACAUGCAGUCUUAUCAGUAUUGUCGCUCUACCACGCCUGUAUCUAUUCACCCCGCCGUCUACUACGCCCACCUGGCGUCGGGUCGAGCUAGAGCCCACGAGGAUGUGGCUGCGAGCCAGAAGGAAGUACCCAGUGGCAAGGCUGGCUUUCCAUUGGGCAAAGCUCCAAGCACCUUGAGCUCCGGAAGAGCUCGUAACUCGGCUGCUCCUAAGCUGGUCCCCAUGCAGUUUAAGGAUGCCAACGCCACAAACAUCCAGAACAUCAACACCCGCUUCUGGUUUGUCUAAGAAGCUACUUCUACCAACAAUCUUCCCCACCCUUGAUUGCUCUAGAAACGAUAAUGUGCUAAGAAGGCAUAUUACACAAGAUUCCCUGACGUAUUCGAUUCUACAGUUG
Pseudomassariella vexata is the source of this 3097-nucleotide messenger RNA. Its product is annotated as Piwi domain-containing protein. Gene Ontology annotation, molecular function: RNA binding; protein binding. NCBI's taxonomy places the organism in Eukaryota, Fungi, Ascomycota, Sordariomycetes, Amphisphaeriales, Pseudomassariaceae. The transcript has 11 exons. Bases 181 to 2988 code for a protein of 935 amino acids. The record is from RefSeq and is a predicted model, not a curated record.